Molecule: messenger RNA, 1769 nt
Organism: Apis dorsata (giant honeybee)
Lineage: Eukaryota; Metazoa; Arthropoda; Insecta; Hymenoptera; Apidae
Product: photoreceptor-specific nuclear receptor-like
Exons: 9
Coding region: 138-1754 (538 amino acids)
Biological process (GO): anatomical structure development; positive regulation of transcription by RNA polymerase II; cell differentiation
Molecular function (GO): nuclear receptor activity; RNA polymerase II cis-regulatory region sequence-specific DNA binding; zinc ion binding
Source: RefSeq, a predicted model, not a curated record
UUUUUUUGUUUUGAAUGAAAGAAGUUGGAACAAUUGGAAUUAUUGGUGUGCACGAGUGCGAAGAAGGGUGAAGAAAAAGAAGAAGAAUUAGAUAGUAUAUUGUCUUUUGUUUAACGAGGAAUGUUGGUUGAUACAUCAUGAACGGAGCAACGUCGGUCACGACUUCGGAGGAACACCAGCAUCAGCAUCAGCAACCGCAAAACGAUCCAUCUCAGGAACAUCCGAGAAGUCCCACCAGUCCUUUGAGUAUUCGACACGAUUCAGGCGAGAGCAGUGUAAUCUCCCCAGGAUUACCAGAACGAUACAGUCCUCUUGGGGCGACAGGAUCGACCUCGAGUCACGAUCCUUACGCUUCGAGGUCUGUCCAAGAAUGUCCUGUUCCUCUUUGCAGAGGAAUACCGACUGAUUUCCCUCUCGCGAGAUCACCCUAUUUAACCGCCCUUGGUAACGGCCAUCCUCAUCUGUUGGGCCAAGUUCAGCAACAGCAGCAGCAGCAGCAACAACAGCAGCAGCAACAACAGCAAUUGCAACCGCAACAUGGCAGUAAACCACCGCGAAGCCUCGGUUUGAUAUGCGUGGUCUGCGGUGAUACUAGCUCCGGCAAACAUUACGGAAUUCUCGCUUGCAACGGAUGUAGUGGAUUCUUCAAACGAAGCGUCAGACGGAAGUUGAUAUACAGAUGUCAAGCCGGUACCGGAAGAUGUGUCGUGGACAAAGCUCAUCGAAACCAGUGUCAAGCGUGCCGUUUGAAGAAAUGUAUGCAGAUGGGGAUGAAUAAAGACGCGGUACAGAAUGAACGGCAACCCAGAAACACUGCCACCAUUAGACCAGAGGCUCUCGUCGAGAUGGACCAGGAACGAGCGCUUCGAGAGGCAGCGGUCGCCGUCGGUGUCUUUGGACCACCUGUGUCUUUGGCCAUGGCGAGAUACACGACACCACUGCCUUUACCCACCGUUGCCCCGACGACAAAUUCGACGAACCCUCCGACACCACCUCGACAGGAUAACGAAGAUGGAAAUGCAUCCGAGGAUAGUAUAGACGUAACGAACGAGGAACCAUUGACACCCCAAAGGAGCGGUUGCACGCAAAUUCCGCCUGUGAUCCCCUCCUUGUACUCGCCUGCAAGUGCUGAAACGGUCUACGAAACCAGUGCUAGAUUGCUCUUCAUGGCUGUAAAGUGGGCCAAGAAUCUUCCGUCUUUCGCGAGUUUGCCUUUCAGGGAUCAGGUGAUACUACUAGAAGAGGCCUGGUCAGAGCUUUUCCUUCUGAACGCAGUGCAGUGGUGCCUUCCACUUGAAUCAUCGCCCCUAUUCAACUCCGCGGAAUUGACUGCUUUGACAUUAUCACCCCAUCCUCACCCCCAUUCCGGAAUCCAUAUGCAAACCACGACGGGUAAACCGAGUCAGGUGGCAGCGGAUGUGAGGCAUUUGCACGAUACCUUGCAGAGAUAUAAGGCUGUCAUGGUUGAUCCUGCUGAAUUCGCCUGUAUGAAAGCCAUAGUAUUAUUUCGACCAGAGACCCGUGGUUUAAAGGAUUCGAGUCAGAUAGAAAAUCUGCAGGACCAAGCCCAAGUGAUGUUGGGCCAACACGCCAGAGCGCAGCAACCAGGUAGCCCGGCAAGAUUCGGCAGGUUACUGCUGUUGCUUCCAUUGCUGAGGACAGUGCCUGCCUCCAGGGUGGAAUUGAUAUAUUUUCACAGAACAAUCGGCAACACUCCAAUGGAGAAAGUCUUGUGCGAUAUGUAUAAAAAUUAAAAAAAAAAAAAAAAA